Xenopus laevis (African clawed frog) is the source of this 1775-nucleotide messenger RNA. Its product is annotated as cytochrome P450 2K4. The transcript is spliced from 10 exons. Lineage: Eukaryota; Metazoa; Chordata; Amphibia; Anura; Pipidae. Bases 161 to 1633 code for a protein of 490 amino acids. The record is from RefSeq and is a predicted model, not a curated record.
UUAUUCUUUUCCUGUCAUACUCGGGGGAAACAACAUCAACUCACAGAGGAUUGUUAUUGAGAAGCCAAGAGAGGAGCCCGUAGCUCUCACAUUCUCCUGCUGCACCUGAUCAACUCAUUGUACUUCCCUUGUGCAGGAGUAAACCAUACUUGUAGGAGCAAUGGAUCCAGUUUCUGUACUGCUGUCUGUUGUUGUUUGCAUUUUCCUAUUUAAAGUCUUCUAUGGUGAAAAAAAUGAAUCUCAGAACUUCCCACCUGGGCCCAAGCCAUUGCCGCUCAUUGGAAAUCUGCACCUUAUGAAUAUGAAGAAACCCUAUCUAACAUUUAUGGAGUUGGCUAAGAAGUACGGCUCAGUGUACAGCAUUCAGCUUGGAACAAAGAAGACUGUUGUGCUUUGUGGAACUGACGCAGUGAAGGACGCUCUUGUCAACCAUGCUGAGGAGUUUUCAGGGAGGCCCAAAAUACCACUUUUUGAUGACACUUCUAAAGGACAUGGUGUUAUUUUUGCCGACGGUGAGAACUGGAAAGUGAUGAGAAGAUUCACUAUCUCUACACUGAGAGACUUUGGGAUGGGGAAGAAAACUAUAGAAGACAGAAUCGGUGAAGAAUGUGACUGUUUAGUGGAAAUGUUCAAGUCCCAUGAUGGGAAGCCCUUUGAUAACACCUUGAUAUUGAACGCCGCUGUAGCCAACAUCAUUGUGCACAUACUGCUCAACCACCGCUUUGAGUAUCAGGAUCCAACACUGCUCAAACUUAUAAAAAGUGUCAGUGAAAAUGUCAGGCUUGGGGGACGUCCUAUUGUCAUGCUGUAUAACACUUAUCCGUCUAUUAUGCGAUGGAUUCCUGGAAGUCACAAAACUAUUUUUGAGAACUCCGAAAAAUUAUUAAACUUUCUUAAAGAAACAUUUACCAAACACAGAGAUCAAUUGGAUGUAAAUGACCAGAGGGAUCUCAUUGACACAUUCCUUGUCAAGCAACAAGAGGAGAAGUCUUCUUCUACAAAGUUUUUCCAUGAUGAUAACUUGAAAAUACUUUUAAGCAAUUUAUUUGGGGCUGGAAUGGAGACGACUUCUACCACUCUACGCUGGGGUAUCCUGUUGAUGAUGAAAUAUCCAGACAUUCAAAAAAAAGUCCAAGAUGAAAUUGAUCAAGUGAUUGGAUCAGCAGAACCUCGGCUCGACCACCGGAAACAAAUGCCCUAUACUGAUGCCGUUAUUCAUGAGAUCCAGAGAUUUGCCAACCUUGCCCCUAGUGCCCUUCCUCAUGCAACAACUAAGGAUGUCACAUUUAGAGGCUACUUCCUUCCAAAGGGAACCCAAGUGAUUCCACUGCUGACAUCUGUUCUGCGAGACAAAGCUUAUUUCAAAAAACCAGAAGAAUUUUACCCUGAACAUUUCCUUGACUCAGAAGGAAAAUUUUUGAAAAAUGACGCAUUCCUUCCCUUCUCUGCAGGUAAAAGAAUUUGUGCCGGAGAGACGUUGGCCAAAAUGGAACUUUUCUUGUUUUUCAUUAAGUUACUGCAAAAAUUCACAUUCCAACCCCCCGCUGGAGUUGAGGUCCAACUGACCUGUGGAGAUGCAAUGACUUCCAUUCCUCUUGAUCAUAAGAUCUGUGCUUUGCCUCGUAACUAUUGAAUACACACAAUAACAAGGAAAUGAAGCUUUUAAUCAAAUAAUAAACAUAAAAACUGUUGUCAGAAAGACAUUAGCAACAAAUAGUGAUGGGCGAAUAAAUUCGCGAAACGCCCGCGAAAAUUCGCGGCAAAAAUUCGCCGGC